CUCGAUUGGCUCCAUCCUCUUCUCACUCUCUGGCAAAUCAGUCAAAAAACUUGAUUGAGCCGCAUGCUCCUCGUCUUCUUAAUUCCACCAUUCCAUAAAUUCCACACAAGUUUUAAUCCACGGUCACGGUCAUGGCAUCGACAAAAAAGACGAAAAAGUCGAAAGGAGUGACGUUAUCGUUUCAAGAAUUUUCCGCCCGUGUUGACGGUGACACGACCCCGUCGGGAAAUGUUGUUUACGCUCCAGGGAAAAAACCUGCUUCCGGAGGAGGCAUGUCCAUGUCCAGCUGGGCCGAUGAAGUCGAGGAGGAUGAUUUCAUAACGACGAAGGAGCGGAUCGUGUUGCCGACGGCGCCUCGCGCCUCUCGCGGUCCAGCUUAUGAAGAUGCGCAGAUUCCAAAAGUGCCACCUUUUCAAGCAAACAUUGGAAACUUACACUACGACAUUGAAGAAGAAGAUAUUUAUAAAUUUUUUCGUGAUUUGGACAUUUUGGAACUCAAACUCCCCAGGGAUCACGUCACCGGGAGGAUCAAAGGAUUCGGCUUCGUCGUGUUCUCCACCCGUCAAGACCUGAUCGACGCUUUGGUGAUGAAUGAGCAAAUGUUGCGUGGACGUCCGAUCCGAGUCGCUCUUUUAUCCGGUGAUCAACGAGUCGGGGGUGGAGGUGAACGCCGGGAGUACCGUGAACGUCCCCCAGCGGAAGACGAAGGUGUUGAUAAUUGGAGAAGCAUGGCGGGUGCUGUUGUAGAUAAAAGCAGUGGUUCUUUUAAUCAACGAUCCGAGUACCCAUCGAGGGGUGGGGAUCGUGGAGGUGAUUUCAGAGGUGGGAAUUUUAAUAGAAGGUCAAAUUUCCCGAUCGGAGGGGAUGAUCAGGAUCAAGAAGAGCAGGCAGAACCGUGGAGGAGGUCGCAGCAGGGGCCGCCGCCCAGCAGGGAUAAUUAUUCUAUGCGUGGAGGAAAUGAUGACUCACGUGAUUUCCAUAAUCACCAUCGAGGUGGAGGUGGUGGUGGUCGAGACGAUCGAAGAGGAAAUGAUAACUAUGAACCCCGACAACGUUCAAAUUCACCCGAUUUUGUUCGUGGUCCUACAUCCACACGUCCACCUCCUCCAAUUCGACAGCAGCAGCAGUACCCUCCACAACAACACCAUCCACGUGCUGAACGUGAACGUGUCGAACCACCACCAUCACAAUCUUCUUCAGAUGAUGGUGUACCAAAGACUCGGAAGAAGCUCGUCCUUGCACCUCGGACUGCACCCACAGCCGCCACGCCGACAGAGUCUGCAGAGAGGAGCAGUUCCAUUUUUGGGGAAGCCAAACCUGUGGACACUUUGAAAAGAGAGCUAGAAAUUGAAGAGAAAUUGAAACUUGUUCAAGUUAAAAGUGCGAGUGGGAGUGAAGCAGGGGAAGAAAGCGGGGAUGGUGGUGGUGGAGGUGGGAUUAAAAGGGGGGUGGUCAGACUCCGAUCCAGAGACGGUUCAGAAAGAGAAAUUCCUAGCCAAUCCGCACCCAAGUGGAGAUCGAGUAGGGGAGACGGGAUCCUCGGUGGAGGUGUCAUCACGGGGGAUAUGGUCAGAAGUAAUAAUACCAGCCGGCGAACCCAUUCCCAAUCCUCUGGCGAGGCUGGAAUAGGUGAAAAAGAUCCCCAUUCCGAUCCUGAAGAUGAACGGGACUUCAAACAGCAACAAAUGCAAAGGGAACAGAGGGAACAAAGGGGUGCUGCUGCUCAGAGAAGAGGUCCACCACCUUCACGUCAACACGAUAAUUAUUAUCCACGUGGCGGAGAUCGUGGAGGAGAUCCUCGUGGGGGUGGUAUGGAUCGUCAUAAUAACAGAGGCGGUCCACGUGGAAAUAAUUCCUCUCAUUACUCUUCUCACCACGCCCAAGAAUCUAAACGGAUCAUUGAUCAGGACGGUUUUGAAACAUACCAACGCCCUACUGGCGGCCACCCCUCCUCAUCAUCUCAGCAGACGACUCCCCCCUCGUUAAUCUCCCCCUCAGCUGCUGGCCCUCCCCCGGAGAAGCUCGUGCAGAAUAAAUUCGCAGCGUUGGAAGGUUCCGAUGAUGAUUAAGCGAGCGUAUUUAAAAGAAAAUGAAAAAAUAUUUCACUAAAAUUGCAACAAAACUUUUAAUUUUUUUGUAAAUAAAUUUAUUAAAUUAUGGCGCGAAA
Messenger RNA from Folsomia candida, 2167 nucleotides. Its product is annotated as eukaryotic translation initiation factor 4B. The record is from RefSeq and is a predicted model, not a curated record. Bases 132 to 2069 code for a protein of 645 amino acids. NCBI's taxonomy places the organism in Eukaryota, Metazoa, Arthropoda, Collembola, Entomobryomorpha, Isotomidae. The transcript is spliced from 8 exons. Gene Ontology annotation, molecular function: RNA binding.